Molecule: messenger RNA, 540 nt
Organism: Maudiozyma barnettii
Lineage: Eukaryota; Fungi; Ascomycota; Saccharomycetes; Saccharomycetales; Saccharomycetaceae
Product: L-methionine (R)-S-oxide reductase
Exons: 1
Coding region: 1-540 (179 amino acids)
Cellular component (GO): cytosol
Molecular function (GO): protein binding; L-methionine (R)-S-oxide reductase activity
Source: RefSeq, a predicted model, not a curated record
AUGGCCACAAUUUCAAAAAAGAACCAUGCCGAUUACUCGGAUUUUAAUGAAUUCACUAGUAGAGAUGAAACAUUUGAGAUGCUUCUAAUGUCCUACGAAAGUUUAUGCGAGGAUCAAAGAGACUGGGUGUGUAAUUUGUCUAAUGCAGCUUCCUUAUUAUGGCAUGCUUACAAGUCCCUUAAUGUUGAAGUUAUUUGGGCAGGAUUUUAUAUUGUAAGGAGUGGUAAACCUCUAGAGUUAUUAUUAGGACCAUUCCAGGGUAAAGUGGCUUGUCAAAGUAUACCUUUUGGUCAAGGAGUGUGUGGUUCUGCAGCUGCUACUCAAGAGACCCAGCUUGUUUCAGAUGUAAGUAAAUUUUCAGGACAUAUUGCCUGUGAUGGUGAAACGAAAAGUGAAAUUGUUGUGCCAAUUUUAUCAAAUGAUGGUAAAACUCUUGGGGUUAUUGAUUUGGAUUGCGGCGAUUUUAAUGGAUUUGGUGAGUCGGACAAGAUUUAUAUGGAAAGAUUGGCCACUUUAAUUGGAAAAACGUGCGAUUUUUAA